AUGGGUGGAGUUGAGUUUGAAGGCACUGUUGACCCUACAGAUGCCGAGCAGUGGUUGGAACGGAUUGAAAUAGUUUUUGAGCAAUUAGAGUGUUCAGACGCUGCCAAAUUUAAGUAUGCUGUCUCAUUGUUACAAAAAGAUGCCUAUGAUUGGUGGUAUGUCCCACCUGCUUAUCAUGAUGCAAAGAAAAAAGAGUUCUUAAAUUUAGAGCAAGGGGGUAUGUCUAUCGCUGAAUAUCAACAGAAGUUUCUCAGGCUAUCUCGUUAUGUUGGGGGUAUUAUUAAUAACGAAAAAGAUAAGUGUAGGCGAUUCGAAGACGGUUUGAAUGAUUCUAUCAGAAAAUCUGUGGCGGUCCUACAACAUGAAAACUUUUAUAAAUUAGUUUCAGCUGCUCUCACUUGGGAAAGGGUCGACAAGGAACAAGCUAGUAGAAAUGAACACAAGUUCAGGAAAGCUGAUGCAGAUUCAAGAGGUCCAUCAAAAAAGGGAAGGUUUGACAGUUCCAAAGCUAAUACUGUUCGCAAGUUAGCCCAACAUAAGCAAAAUAAAUCAAGUUCCUCUACUGCCAGCACUCCAAGCUAUGGCCAAGUGAAGGAUUGUCCUAAUUCUAACCCCACUUCUUCUCCGCGUACGGAAGACUCGAUUCAAAAACCUCUUACCACUCCCUCUCAAGGUAAUAGAGGUGCAAGAUCUAGAAACACACAAGCAACAGGUGCAGGUGGAGCCAACCAAGCUAGUGGGUCAAGAGCUACAGCACGACCUUAUGCGAUGAGACAGAGGGAUGACCAAGAUGGAGCAGAUGUGGUUGUUGGUAAAUUUCACUUAUUCGGCUUAUGUGUUGUUACAUUAUUUGAUCCUGGUUCUACACAUUCCUAUGUUUGCUCAUCAUUGGCUUUUCCUGACAACGUGAAAUCUGUGAGACUUGAUUGUGGUGUGCUUGUCCAAAGUCCUUUGGGUCAACAAGGCGUUUGCGAUCAAAUCUAUCGGGAUUGUCCCUUAGUGAUUCAAAAUCUAGUCUUCCAUGCUGAUUUGAUUGAAAUGCCUUUCCAAGACUAUGAUGUCAUUAUCGGUAUGGAUUGGCUUUAUAGAUAUCAUGCGCUAGUUGAUUGUAGGUCGAAGCAUGUGACCUUUAGAGCUCCUUCACUUUCACACAUCAUUGUUCAAGGUGAAAGAUCAUUGACAUCUAAUAUUAUCUCCGCGGUUGUGGCAAGGAAGAUGAUCAGACAGGGUUGCGAAGCUUAUCUUGCUCAUAUAUUUGAUACACACCUGGAAAUUCCAAGCCUUAAGGAGAUACCAGUGGUGUGUGAAUUUCCUGAUGUCUUCCCUGAAAAUCUCCCCGGACUGCCCCCGGAAAGGGAGGUUGAAUUUCCUAUAGAGGUUAUUUCUGGAACUACUCCUAUUUCUAUAACGCCUUAUCGAAUGGCUCCAGCAGAAUUGAAGGAGUUGAAAAAUCAAUUGCAAGAACUCCUUGAGAAAGAUGUCCCUAAAACUGCCUUUAGGACUCGAUAUGGCCAUUAUGAUUUUUUGGUGAUGCCAUUUGGGUUGACGAAUGCUCCUGCGGCAUUCAUGGACCUGAUGAAUCGCGUGUUUAAGCCUUAUCUUAAUCAAUUUGUGGUGGUCUUUAUAGAUGAUAUCUUAAUAUAUUCCAAGAAUAGUGAAGACCACAGAAAGCACCUUCGAAUUGUUUUGCAAACUUUGCAAGAGAAAAAGCUUUAUGCUAAGCUUUCCAAAUGUGAAUUUUGGCUUAGUGAGGUGGCUUUUCUGGGACAUAUUGUGUCGGCGGAAGGUGUGAAGGUGGAUCCUAGUAAGAUUCAAGCUAUUGUCGAAUGGAAACCACCUAAAAGUCCAACUGAAGUAAGGAGUUUCUUGGGCUUAGCGGGAUACUAUAGAAGGUUUGUCAAAGGCUUCUCCAUUAUAGCCUCUCCUUUGACUAAAAUCUUGAGAAAGGAUGUCAAGUUUGUAUGGGAUGACAAAUGCCAGGAGAGUUUUGAAAACCUCAAAUCCUUAUUGACACAAGCUCUUAUACUUACUCUACCAACGGAAAGAAAAGAAUAUGUGAUAUAUAGUGAUGCUUCUCAUCAUGGUUUGGGUUGUGUCCUGAUGCAAGAAAGGAAAGUGGUUGCGUAUGCCUCCCGAAAAUUGAAAACACAUGAAUUGAACUAUCCUACUCAUGACCUUGAGCUCGCUGCCAUAGUGUUUGCUUUGAAAAUUUGGAGGCAUUACUUAUAUGGCGAAAAGUGUCACAUAUUUACUGAUCACAAGAGUUUGAAGUACUUGGGUACACAGAAAGAGUUGAAUUUGAGGCAACGUAGAUGGCUUGAACUCAUUAAAUAUUAUGACUGCACGAUUGAUUAUCAUCCGGAAGCUUUGGGCACUAGGUUGAACUUUAGUGCUUCCUUCUAUCCUCAGACAGACGGCCAGUCCGAGAAGGUGAUUCAAAUUUUGGAAGAUAUGCUUCGAGCUUGCAUUAUGGAAUUUGAGGGUAGUUGGGAUAGACACCUAGCAUUGAUAGAGUUCGCUUACAAUAAUAGCUACCAAUCAAGUAUUGGCAUGCCUCCCUACGAAGCCUUAUAUGGGAGAAAGUGUAGGACUCCCCUUUGUUGGAGUGAAGUCGGUGAAAGGAAAUUGGUUGGUCCUGAGAUUGUCCAACGAACUGAGAAUAAAGUAAAAGUCAUCAAGGAUCGUCUAAAAAUUGCUUCGGAUAGACAAAAAUCUUAUGCUGAUCUAAAAAGGCGUGAAAUUGAGCAUCAAGUGGGAGAUAAAGUAUUUUUAAAGGUUUCUCCAUGGAAGAAGAUUAUGAGAUUUGGCCAAAAAGGAAAACUUAGUCCUCGAUUUAUUGGGCCAUAUGAAGUACUAGAGCGGGUUGGACCAGUUGCAUAUAAAUUAGCUCUUCCACCGGAGUUGGAUAGGAUCCAUAAUGUCUUCCAUGUUUCUAUGCUUAGAAGAUAUCGCUCAGAUCCAUCUCAUGUUCUUCCUGUUGAAUCCAUAGAUGUCAGCCCUGACUUGACAUACGAAGAAGAACCCAUCCAAAUCUUGGCGCGUGAGACAAAAGAGCUUCGAAACAAAAAAGUUCCAUUAGUAAAAGUCCUUUGGAGAAAUCAUUCUGGCAAAGAGGCUACCUGGGAGCGAGAAGAGGAUAUGCGAAUUCAAUAUCCACAGUUGUUUUGA
Molecule: messenger RNA, 3168 nt
Organism: Lycium barbarum (goji berry)
Lineage: Eukaryota; Viridiplantae; Streptophyta; Magnoliopsida; Solanales; Solanaceae
Exons: 5
Coding region: 1-3168 (1055 amino acids)
Biological process (GO): DNA integration
Molecular function (GO): nucleic acid binding
Source: RefSeq, a predicted model, not a curated record